Molecule: messenger RNA, 1125 nt
Organism: Trichomycterus rosablanca
Lineage: Eukaryota; Metazoa; Chordata; Actinopteri; Siluriformes; Trichomycteridae
Gene: arpp19b
Product: cAMP-regulated phosphoprotein 19b
Exons: 3
Coding region: 95-451 (118 amino acids)
Cellular component (GO): cytoplasm
Molecular function (GO): protein phosphatase inhibitor activity
Source: RefSeq, a predicted model, not a curated record
AGAGCUGCAUUGUGGGCAAACAGAGUUGAAGCUACAGCAGAGGUCUGAAGGUGUUUAGGUGACUGAAAGAGUGCUGUUGUCUCAAUUUAUAGAAAUGUCUAGUGAGACUGAGUCAGCGGGACAGGUUAUGGAGGAGCCCAGCACAGAGGAACAACAGGAGAUGCAGGACAAAGUCGUGAGUCCAGAAAAAGCAGAGGAAGCUAAGCUAAAGGCUCGGUACCCACAUCUCGGCGCCAAGCCUGGAGGUUCAGACUUGCUGAGAAAAAGAUUACAGAAAGGGCAAAAGUACUUUGACUCAGGAGACUACAAUAUGGCAAAGGCCAAGAUGAAGAAUAAACAGCUUCCAGCAGCUGCAGCAGAGAAGACUGAAAUCACCGGAGAUCACAUCCCCACACCACAGGACCUGCCGCAAAGGAAGCAGUCACUGGUGGCCAGCAAACUGGCAGUCUGAUAUAAACUUUGAGGACUAUGCUGUUACCAUUCCUAAUGUCUUGAUCUCUUUACCUUCCAGUUUAUAUACUCACCCCCCUUCCCUAUUUUCUAUCUUUAUAUUGUAUGUGUAAUUGCUCUGAAGGAAUGGAGUUCUGAUAAAAUAUAGGACACUUGUUUGUUUACUGCUGGUGCUCUUGUUACCUGUUCAUUUGUGGAAAUAUGAGAUUUUGGAUAUAGAAGUAGAUUUAGUUACAAGAUCUACUCCCAGGUGAAAGUGUACUCUAAUCUGGCAAUGUAACAUUUUUAGGAUUUUACUCUUUUUACUGACUCUGCCCUUUGAAGGUUCAUGUACAUUAUGCUGUUUGAUUCGAAGAUUUAAACACACAUUCACAGUCAUUUGUCUAAACUAUGUCUUGACUUUUUUCAUGUGUGCUCUAUUGUGAUUAGAAUUAAAACUUGCCUUAAUAGUAUCUGCCAUAGUCUCUCCUGGGCAAUAUUUGCCCACUUUGAGAAGGAAGCCCUUUGAGGCAUUAGCCAAGAUCUAAUGCUUUUUUUCCCCUUUCCUUUCCUUUUUGUCUUUGACAGUUGAAUUUCCUAGUUGGGACAGCUCACUUAAAGGUUAUCUUGUGCACAUGCACUUACUAUCACGACUGUGCCAUUCAUUUUGUAAAUAAAAUAGUUUUGCACAAUAAA